Chlamydomonas reinhardtii is the source of this 2216-nucleotide messenger RNA. RefSeq lists its product as uncharacterized. Gene Ontology annotation, biological process: MAPK cascade; protein phosphorylation. Bases 144 to 1502 code for a protein of 452 amino acids. NCBI's taxonomy places the organism in Eukaryota, Viridiplantae, Chlorophyta, Chlorophyceae, Chlamydomonadales, Chlamydomonadaceae. The transcript is spliced from 14 exons. Gene Ontology annotation, molecular function: ATP binding; MAP kinase kinase activity. The record is from RefSeq and is a predicted model, not a curated record.
GAUACUAACGUUACUUGAGCUUGACUUUGCUGUCCCUGACUGUCCCCUGACUGUUUCGCAAAGAGAAAGCAGCAACCAUGCCGCCAAAACUAUCGCUAGCUAUAGCGGUUGACCCAGAGCCGUCUCAAAAUAAUAAAGACAACAUGGCAAGCAUUCGCAUGAGCGACGACGCGCUGACGGUCCUCACGCAGUCCUACAACCCCGUGUCCUUCACCACGGAGGGCAUGCGGAAGAAUGACGGGCUCUUCUAUAAGAUCUCGGAAAAAGAUAUCCGCAUUCUUAAGAAGCUGGGCCAAGGCGCCAGCAGCAUCGUGCACAAAGGCUUCUUCAUCCGAGAGAACAAGUUCGUGGCCGUCAAAAAGAUUAACGUGUUCGAGCGGGAUACUCGGCACCAGAUGCUAAACGACUUGAAGGCGCUGUGUGACGCGCCCAACAACGUGCCUGGCUUGGUGUCCUUCUACGGCGCCUACCACGUGCCAGAGAGCGGUCAGAUCUCCAUUGUGCUCGAGUAUGUGGACGGCGGCUCUCUGGCGGACGUGCAGGCCAAGGUGGGCAAGAUCCCCGAGAACGUGCUGUCCAAGAUGACAGCCAAGAUCCUGCGGGCGCUGGCGUACCUGCACCGCGAGAAGCACAUGGUCCACCGCGACAUCAAGCCGGCAAAUAUCCUGAUGACCAUCAGCGGUGAGCCCAAGAUUACGGACUUCGGCAUCAGCGCCUUUAUUGACUCCACACUGGCGCAGUGCAACACGUUCCUGGGCACGGUGACUUACAUGUCUCCUGAGCGCAUCAACAACCAAGCCUAUUCCUUCCCCGCCGACAUCUGGUCGCUGGGCCUGGCGCUGGUGGAGCUGGCCACGGGCCGCUACCCCUACGACGCCGGCGAGGGGCCACUGCAGCUCAUGAUCCAUGUGCUGCAAGAGGAUGCGCCGCUGCCACCCGCGGGCGAGUUUAGCGAGGAGUUCCGGGACUUUGUGCGCGUGUCGCUGCAGAAGGACCCGCACAAGCGGCCCAUGGCGGAGCAGCUGCUCACGCACCCAUUCAUCACCAAGUACGCUGCGGACCCGGUGAGCCUCAAGGCGUUUAUGCAGUGUGCCUUCAACCCACACGACAAGCUGGACGAGAUCGCCAUCGUGUUCGCCUUCAACUACUACGCCCUGCUCAACGCCGGCGUGCAGCGCCUGCGGGACCUGGCACCGCUGUACUCGCCCAAGUCGACGAUGCGCUACGACGGCGAGAUGGCGGUGGGGCGCGACGCCAUCAUUGCCAAGCUGCAGGCGGUGGCGCAGAUGCACGCGGGCUUCCGGGUGGUUCACGAGGUGGUGGACGUGCAGUGCCAACCGCUCGGCUUUGACGGAAGUGCGCUGGUCAAUGUGACGGGCCAACUGGUGUCACCGGCGGCUAGCAACAAGCCACAGCCCUUCAUGGAGGUGUUCGUUUUGAGCCAAAUUCAGGCGGGUGAGUACUACGUGGCCAACCAGUGCUUCCGGCUCCUCAAGCAGUGAGGGAGGCGGUGUAGGCGGCUAUGCAAGGAGCAUCAGGUCCACAAGCUGAUAGAAGCAUCUUACGAGGGUGUUGCGGCGGCGUAGCAAACUUGGAAUGUAGCGACGUGGGCAUAGGUCGCGUUUGACCAAAAGAUCUAGGCUUAGGUAUAGCCUGCAGUGAACUGCAGUGCUUUGUCCAAUCGGUCCGAUGCGAGGCCCGAUUGGGGUUAUGGGCUACUUACACCGUGGAUUUUGGAUCCGAAGCACACCGCAAGCAGUUGCCGCUGCUCAUCGCGCCUUUCUUCAAUCACUCAUGUGUGCGUGCAUCUUGAUUACACGGGCGACAAGCGGUAAUUGUCAAGCACUGCAUUUGCAUACCCUUGGCACAAGGAUCACUUGGGGACAACGUCGAAGCUGGAUUGGGAGUGUGUGUGCUGCAGCGUGUGUGUGCAGAGUCUGGAGGAAAGGUUGAUGCUGUCCUCCCCAGCCGUCCGGCCUAGGUCCGUGAUGUGAGGAGCUAUAUAGGAUGAUCCUGUCUUAGCGCUAGCCCUCUACACCGUCCUGAGUGGUUGUCUGUUCUAGGCGCAAACUCAACACAUUGCUUCGGCGUGUGGGGACGCGGCGUUGGCGAGAGUCUCCGCGGGAGCCACGGAUGGCCCUAAUACCGUGGGGGCAUGUCGCACCCGUGGGGGCACUGUAUGUGACCUUUCUGUCGUACUGUUACGUAUGGUACUG